CCUUUAUGUUGGCCACAGUAUUGACACUUAAACGUGUUUAAACGACCUUAACCGUAGCUACACUAUGACAAGUGCCAUUUAAGCUAGCUCGGAGGCAUACGGUUCUCCCCCUCCCCUCUCCGUCUCUCUUACCCGCUCCCCAUCAUAUUUUCCUCCGUAUUCUUUUCCCUGAGUCAUUGUGUUUCUCCGGCGGUCUCCUGUGAGUGUUUCUCCGGCUCUCUGUCUCCUAUCAGGUCCCUCUGAUGAAAACACUCGACGACAUUUGACAUGACUGAAGUGGCUUCUAGCUGCCCUGAGAUGACAGCGCUGGCCCCUCCUCCUGCACCGCUGACCACCAGCAGGAAUGCAUCUCCUGCUCGGUCCCCAUCCAGUCACAGCCCUACAGAGGGGUCCGAGGGGCUGCCGGAUAAGAGCCGGCGUGCUCAGCAGCAGCUGGAGCGCAGCACCGAGGAGCGAGGGAGGAAGAUGGAGGUGCAGAAGAGGAAGGAGCAGCAGCGCCGGACCGCAGCCGGGGAGAAGAGACGGCAGCAGCAAGAGGCAGAGAAGGAGAGGCUGGAGGCCCUGGUGCGCCGGAGAGCUGGAGGCUCAGAGAGACGAGGAGGAGGAGGAGCAGGAGGAGGAGGAGGAGGAGGAGGGGGGGACCAACUGGAUAACAGGCCUAAACGCUGGACGUGGGGAGGACCCCCUGAUGGAGUGGAUGGUAACCCUAAGACCCCGCCCUGCAAUGCCAUUGGCUCCACUCAGCCCAAUGAGCUUCCUGCUGCAUCCAACGCCAACCAAUCCCGUAACGGGAUGGAUCAGAUCAUCAACAAACAGCUCUCCAACUCUUCAGCUGCCCUCCAUUCACCAGAGAGAGUGUCUUUUGUGUCUCAUCGACUAGCUUCCCCAAACAACCACAGACCGCACAGAAGUUCCUCCAACCGCAGGAGCAUCGCUGGACUGCCUGAAGAGACCAAAGCCAAAACACCCACGGGGGAUAAUUCAAACAUUCCCAACCGCAGUUCUUCUUUCAGGGCCAACAGCAAGGGCCCCGCUACACCGAAACGGGUGAGGUCCAACAGGAGUCGCGCCCAGUCUCCCUGCUCCCCCGGCCAGUACCCCCCCUCCCCGCUCCGGCAGAGGGCCACCACCCCCGGCACCGAUGACAGGGGUCACAUUGAGGGGAAGGGUCACACCACCCUGGAGAGGAAAUCGAACAAAUCUGAAACUUCUGAGAAAAGGAUCCCUAAAUCCACCAGCAAAGAACUGAACGCAGAGUCUCCGAGCACGCCCACGGGGCGGAGCGUUGGAGGGACGACAGACGCUGAGGAGGCGUCCCGGCUGCUGGCAGAGAGACGCCGUCUGGCCCGGAUACAGAAGGAGCAGGAGGAGAAGCAGCGGCAGGAGGAUGAGAGACUGAGGGCGGAGGAGGAGCAGAGGAGGCAGCAGGAGGAGAGAGAGAGGCAGGAGCGAGCUGCAGUGCAGGCGGAGGAGGACAGAGUGAAGCGGGAGGAGGAGAAGAGGAACAGGGAGGAUGAGGAGAGACGGCAGAAGGAGCAGAGAUGGAAGGACAUGCAGGAUCAGCUGGACAAAGAGAGGGAGGAGGCCUGCCUGCGAGCACAGAAGGAGGCAGAGAGGAAGAGGCAGGAGAGAGAGCUGCUGCACCUGCAGGAGGAGCAGGAGAGGCUGCAGAGGAAGAAGAGAAUUGAGGAGAUCAUGAAGAGGACGAGGAAGAGUGAAGUGGAGCCUCUGUCUGGUGCUGCAGUGACUGACCUGAGGCCCGAGGCUGGGGUCCCCUCAGAGGAGGACGCCCCAACUCCAGCUGAGGCCCCCCUUAUCAUGCUGGGACCCCUGGAGAACAAGAGCUUUGUGGAUGAGCUGUCUGAUGGAGUCCAGUCCAUGGACGUCAGUUCUCCAUCUGUCUCCAUCAGUCCGGUGUCUAGGGACGAGCAGCCGAGCGUUCAUGAGUUCUCCCCGCUCACAGAGGGGGGGGGACCGAUGAUGGACCUGGAGGCUCACGGCCGAGCCCAGCGGCAGGGAGCGGAGACAGCCCCCUACCCUAAACUGCAGCCGGGCAGCGGGGUGGGGGACCUGAACAAGAACCUGCUGAUCCAGGCGUACAGCGCCUCCUCCGAGUCCUCGCAGCUCAUCCACAGCCUCGGCCCCAGCAAGCUGGACGUCCAGUAG
Molecule: messenger RNA, 2166 nt
Organism: Trematomus bernacchii (emerald rockcod)
Lineage: Eukaryota; Metazoa; Chordata; Actinopteri; Perciformes; Nototheniidae
Gene: map7d2b
Product: MAP7 domain containing 2b
Biological process (GO): microtubule cytoskeleton organization
Cellular component (GO): microtubule cytoskeleton
Source: RefSeq, a predicted model, not a curated record